Molecule: messenger RNA, 12491 nt
Organism: Porites lobata
Lineage: Eukaryota; Metazoa; Cnidaria; Anthozoa; Scleractinia; Poritidae
Source: the annotation of a GenBank genome assembly
AUGACAAGUUCUUCCGGUAAAGGACCUUCCUCUGAUCACACCACUGGAACCACAACAGGUGAACUCUAAACUAAUUGCAGCUUGCCAGAAUUUAUCUAUUAGCAGAGACAGUAACGGUUAUUUAGAGCAUCCAGUCAUCAAAUUGUUAGACAAAAAGAAUUAAACUAAUUUUUAUUUUUUAAAGCCUUCAUAUCUAAAUCCGAAUUUUCACUAUCCUGGGUUAUCUUCACCCAGCGUUGAGCAAUCCAGCCCAAGUGUAUUAAAUAUAGGCAAGAAUAUCCACUUUCCUUUCUUAUUCUGGAAGCAACAUUAAUAUUUUAACUCCCAGUACCCCCCCUAAAAAAAAUAGAGACUUCCCUCUAUAUUUGAGUCACCCAAGAGAGAAUAACGGAACAUUAUUCUUUCUUGAGUCAGCAAAGUGCAAGACGAUAAUAACAGUUAGAAUAAUAAAAUCAAUUAAUCAAUCAACCGAGCGCUUAUUACUAAACUGACACUGAAAAAUGAAUUACUACACCUGCUUGCCUUUUAAAUUAAAUUAGGGAUUUUGUUUAUUCUUUUUUCAUACCUUAUCUCCAUAUAGAGCGUUUUCACUAACGUGGUCGUUAGCUAUUCAAAUUUAUUACGAAACAAGAAAGCGUUUACACCAACAUAGACGGUGUGACGUCAUGUCAAAAGCUUUAUAGCAUUGGCGGAUCUAGGGCCAAAGAGGGGCUCGGGAGAGGCCAGGGCCCCCUCCUUAUUCUUUAGGCACGAGUGAGGCACGUAGGGCCAAGAAAAUUAUCCUCGAGACCGGCUACCCUUAUUCUUAGGGUCUGGAUGAGGCCAAUCACCCCCCUCCCCCCCGUCACCCCCACUUACUGCGCGCUAUACAAUAUCCAGUUGCAUGUAGCACCUCCCAUGGAUCUUAACUCCAGAAAGGAGCCUUAACACUUAACACUUUUUCUUUGACAGAAGACUUUUUAAGUUGAUCAUUCUACCUCACUUACGUUUCACUUACGAGGUCAUAGAACUGUUUUUGAUUAGAAGUUGCAUGCAAAUCUUUAAAAAAUCUUAUUCUAGGUCUACUGAAAACCUCUUUUAGUAAGCACUCGUUAUUUUUCUUUCCUGUAUCCGUAUCUCUUUGUAAGUUAUUACACAUUCAUUUUUUACAGUUAUCUAGUCAACAAGAACUUACAAAAUUGGACAGUCGGUCCUCAACUUAAAACUACGAGUUAGUUAUAAGUUGUUACCCUCUAUCCAUCUUUAUCUCUUUAAAGGUUAUUACAUGUACAUAGAAGCAUCCAGUCCACAUCAACCAGGUGAUGAUGCAAAAUUGUACAGUCCUCCACUGAAGGUCUUUGGGAUUAUGUGCCUUGAAUUCUAUUACUAUAUGGCUGGUGCUGUUAAUGGAAGCCUGAACGUCACCAUAAAUGAAACAGUAGUGUUCUCUGCGAGUGGUGAUAAAGAAGACAUAUGGCAUAAAGCUAGUAUAAAUAUAUCAUCUAUUGUGGGAUUACAUCGGGUAAGCCAUCAAAACCAUCUGAAAACGGUUUUCUCCAAACGCAGAAGGAAGCCCUUGAUUUUAAGCUGCAUAGGGCAGGAAUCUUUGACAACCUUUUGAGAAUUUCGAGAGUCUAAAUUCCACAAAUCUUACUUUAGACGGACUUUCUGUAUUUAUCAGCAAAACAAGUAAAACUAUAAUACUUCAUCUUAUCAUUAACUAUCAAUUAAACACAUACAAAAUGUAAUUUAUAUAUCACUCUAAAGUUCGUAAAUGCAAAGAAAAAUAUCACUCAGCGUUUCAAAGCGGAUGUGUUUGCUGUUUGUUUCAAUUAUUUACUUCUUUAAACUUUCCAGUUAAUUUUUCAUCUCUGCAAUAUUAAUUUGUCUUUAAAGUCCAUCAUUAAAGCGACCCUUCUAGACUGAUUACACUGUAAUACCAUGUUUUUGACAGGUAACAUUUGAAGGCGUAGUAGGAAGCAGCAUCACUGGUUACAUAGCAAUUGAUGACUUCUCUUUUACAGGGGGGUCUUGUCCUUAUGGUAAGUACUUCGAUCAAAGGGUGUACUUUCACGUAUUUUGAGAAGGAAAAAAGAUUUCUUCACAACAAUGGAUAAAAAAUAUGUAUUUGUUACGAAGUAUUUUAUACUUGCAUUCAAACUAUUUACGGUUGUCUUUAAAAGAAGUGACAGAAGUAUUUCCUCGGAUGACACUUAAAGGGUGGAUUUAUUUGUAUUAUUAUACGCGUAUAGCAGUAGCAUUCUCUCGUUGAUUUUAAGCUCAAAACCAAUUAAAAGAAAAUAAUUGAACGAGUAGAUGCGACGGCUAUACGCGUUGUACGGAAUACUCUCUCCCUUUCCGCAGAGGCCUGUUUGUGUCCUAGGCUGAGGCUGGGGAGAAGGGAAAAUUAAAGUGCAAGGGGAGGGGGGGGGCGGGGGGUAAGGAAAGCAGUCCCUCCUCCCAUCGUCCACUGAGUGCUUGCUGUUUUUUUUUUUUAUUAUUUUUUAAUUAUUAUUUUUGACCAGUUGAGUAUCCUUUCUCGUGUCGUGAACAGUAUAAGUUGAAGUCAGUUAUUAUGCUAGGUAUUCAUAGGCCAUAAUUCGCUCGUUGGAACUUUAUCUUUGCAAAAACAAUUUCUGUGCAAGGUCUUUUUUGACAACAAUGACCGGAGAAAUGUUAAACUGAAAACUCGUCAAAUUCGAGGAGGGCGUCGUAGCUAUGUGACGUGAAGAUACGUCUGGGAAUUAAAUGACGAAAAAAAGAAAACUUAAUUGCUCAAGAUCUCGAGCCAUCAUUAUAGCGGGAAAAGCCUUCACACCUGUUUAUGAUUACUCCCGACGUAGCUACUCGAACCAAAUCGAACGUUUUAUAAAUCGAACUAAAUCAAAUCGAGCUUAAUAGAACGAUACGGUUCGAUUAAGUUCGGUAAUCGACCACAAUCGAACUCUCCAAACAAAAAAAAGAAGUAAUCGAACCCAACCGAACUUUGAUUGGAAUUUGUAUAUGCCCUGCGAUCUUGUGGAUUCGAAGAGCAAAUGCUCAUCUUCUCGUCAAGUUUAAUACCUGGACGAGUCAAAGGCUCUUGAAAUACAAUCCCCAAGUUAACCAUCGUACUAGUCUUAAAGAAGAAUCAAAGUCUUGACCUGGGUGAAAUACAUAGCAUUUAUUAAUAAUUAAUAGUCCAGGCAUUUUACGGAAAUAAAUAGGUCAACCUGUCACUACAAUAUAUCAAAAGUCCCUGGAAAUCCCUGUAGGGGAAGUUGCCAAAAACGGGUUUUACUAGAACCCCAUGUCUCCCCAGUCGAGCCACCUUAAAACCGCGAGAAAUGGUGAUUUUUGUGCUUGACAUGAAAAAUAACACAUGAAUAAGCACUAUGUAGUCCUUGUAGAAGUUCUGGCUUUUCCGCUUUGAAAAUCGGCCAGUUUAGUCACUUUUUUGUAUGGGAGGUCACGUUUUGAGGCUAUAAAUAUUUGUUUGGUAAGUCACUUUAUUCAUGUGUCAGCAUAUGGAUAUGUUAGUCUGACUAUUAAGGAAGACUCCCUGAUUACGUCGUGUGGACGUUCUGGCUUUUCGUCAAUUUCUGAAAGUACUCCUUUUCAUUUAUGUUUGUAAAGCCCGAGGACACGCUCGACUUGGUUUGAAACUCCCGCCUGCAGAUUAAUGUUUUGAAACGGAUCUAAAUUUGAAUAAUUAUCUUAUACAAUGUUUCCUCAAUGUUUUUACAUGUUACCCAACUCAGGAUUUCAAAGAGAAACGUCAUACCAAGGGAGAAUAAUUAUCCUCUCUUGCAUUUACUUCACUUCCAUCGUCUUACAAAUAGAAACCGAUGCAUGGAGUGCACAAACCAAUCGAGUAAAAGAGCGCGUCUUUAAUAUGAUAUAGGUGGUUUUCAUGCAAUCUCGGGAGACACAACUAACAAUGGUGAAAUGAACAAAUGCUGGUGGACAAACAAAACGAGCUAAUGAGCGAUCUUUAGUUUACCGUCCACCAGCAUGGCGGCGAUGACGUAACGUGAAAACCACCUAUGGCGUACAUUUGCAGACAAAAAUAAUUGAAAAUAAAAGACAAGUUGAAGUUCAAAAAUUAGGCUACCAUGUCGAAAUUAUAAAUCUCGUCAUAUGAAUUUGAAAUCGCAAUGAACGCAGUCGAAAUAGCAUCAUUCGAACUUGAAGUUACUUCGAACAAGUUGAAAUUAUAAAAAGGGAAAACUGGAUGGACAUCGCGGUUGUUGAAGUUCAAAUCACCAUUCCAACUAAAAUGCAAAUUACAUGAUUUGAACUUCAAUUGACCUUUUCCACUCUAAUAAGCCACUUAAUCGUCAACAAUGCAACCAUAAUCUUCCGCAAAGUUCCAAAUGAAACGUUUAAUUUGAACUUAAAGUCACGUCACAUGAAUAUUCGAAUUCGAAAAACCAAAAUUUCAAUUCCAAAGGAAGCGGAAGUAAAAAUACACAGGAAUCGGAAAUGAUAAGAGUUUCGCUACACUGUACAUACGGGAUGUUUGCAUAACUGAAUUUUGGCGCGAAAAGAUUUCCCUUCACUCGAACUCUCUGGUCAAUAUGGCGGACAAUGUGAAUGAUAAGGGUGACUCUAAGACAAUCCAACAGAUUGUGAAGGCUGUAGUGGCAAACUUAAACUUUAUAAAAGGAGAAGCGUUAAGGCUUCUGAGAACAAAUUCUUCUCAAUUUACUUUUGAGGAAAACAUGAGUAAUUUCAAAACACGCCUGCAGAAUAGAGAUUACCCAGCUAGAAUUGUAGAAAAACACCUUUCAGAGAUUAAAUUCUCCGAUAGAGAAAUGUCACUAGCGCAGAAAAACAAAACCGCACCUAAGAAAAUACUGCCCUUUGUAACACAAUACCAUCCGGCGUUGCCUAACCUAAAGGACACACUCAUGGGAAAAUGGCAAUUAUAGAAAAUCAAACCGCAACUGAGAGAAAUCUUUAAGGAGCCUCCCAUCAUCUCAUGUCGUAAGGGAAAAUCCCUAAAGGACAUCCUAGUUAAAGCUAAGCUAUGAAGGCUUUUAUUCAUCCGCGAACUGCGGGAGUCAUGUAGGCUUGUCAACACUGUUAGCAGAGUUGACAAAGUUUUCUCGUGAGCAUCAAGUCGACGAAAUAAAAAUUCAGAAUUAUCAUAUGAUGCUGAGUUUAGAUUACUUUCUGAUACCUCUAACGGUCUAACCAGUCCAACGAAAAACUCUUCGUUGUUCGGUAGCCAUCGAGCAGCCAUGACGAUGAUCACAUCAGAGAUGAGGAAAGCUCAGGCUCCAAGCCUCCCAUUUGUAGACUCGUACCUAGUCGUUACUCUGUUCCUGUGUAUUUUUACUUCCGCUUCCUUUGGAAUUGAAAUUUUGGUUUUUCGAAUUCGAAUAUGUGACGUGACUUUUAGUCCAAAUUAAAGGUUUCAUUUGCAAUUUUGCAGAAGAUUAUGGUUGCAUUGUUGACGAUUAAGUGGCUUAUUAGAGUGGAGAAGGUGAAUUGAGUUCAAAUCAUGUAAUUUGCAUUUUAGUUGGAAUGGUGAUUUGAACUUCAACAUCCGCGAUGUCGAGUUUUCCCUUUAUAGUUUCAACUUGUUCAAAGUAACUUCAAGUUCGAAUGAUGCUAUUUCGACUGCGUUCAUUGCGAUUUCAAAUUCAUAUGACGUGAUUUCGACACGGAUAGUCUAAUUUUUGAACUUCAAAUUGUCUUUUAUUUUCAAUUAUUUUUGUCCGCAAAUGUACGCCAUAAUAUGAGCUGCUUUGACCGGUUCAACGAAAGUGAAACGCUACGAUGAAACAAAAGGAAGUGUUCCGCUCAUUUCUUUUGCUAUUUGACAACGCUUUUUUACAGUGUAUUGAGAGAAACUGUUUAGCCGUUGCACGCAGUCAGAUCAGUCAGAUCAUUCUAAGUGGUAUUCAAACCGUUUCAUUGACAGCUAGCGAUUCUUUUACGGGAGUAGUCGGCUUUCCGAUAGCUUAGUUAUUCAAUUACUAUGCCGCGCAUUAAAAAAGUGGGCACUGUAAGUACAUGUUGCAAAAGACGAUUAUAGCAUUCUGAGAAAUGAAUCACUUCUAAAGCCUUUUGAAACAAUAGGGAACAAAACUCUCUUGGGGAGAGGGGAUGAAUUCGUUUCUACUUACCCCUACGUACGGUGACGUCAUAACCAAAUUUCUCGCAUCGACAGUUUUCCACUUUGUCUUAGGUAUGGAGCUCCACGCUCGCGCGCGCGGAGGCUCCGCUAUUAGUGAGCUUAAGAUCCGACGACGGCGAGAGUCUACGACGGCAGACUUGGUCGAGGGGGCUUGGAGUGAGGUCGCCGUCGCAAUGGCGCGAAAAAUAGCAUUAAGAAAGCUCGCGCGACGGCGGGUUGUUGUAGCGCCUUUUCCUGUUGAAGUUUAGAAAUAAAUACAAGAGCGAUGGCUACUUUUAGAAAGGUUCGUGAAUUGUUACUGACAAGUUUCGAUGAUGGCGACAUUUCAGAAGAUGAAUUUUUACUGUUGUAUGAUGUCAACAGAUCUAAAAAUCCGGAUUUUGCCAACCAGAAUUACGAACAUUUUGAAGACUUCAUCUCGACCUUGGAAACCGAUUAAAUCGAUUCACCAUUAAAUCAGUUCAGAUCUUUCUAACGCAAAUCAAAGCGGUCUCAGUCAUGUUUGUGUACAUGUGUACAUGUGCAAUAUGCCGCCUAAUUCAAGCAUAAACUAAUCGUGAUGUUGUCUUUUGAGCAGUUUCGAGAAGCAAGCGUUUCGUGUCUCCACGACGAUGCAUUUUUUUUGCCUUACUGAAAGCUCUUGAUUAAAAUUACAUUGUAAGAGAAGCCGAGUCAAAAAAAAACGCUAUUUCGAGAAAAAAUGAGUGACAUAAUCCAUUGGACCUCAAUUUAAUGCCGAAACAAGUCUACGAUAUCAUAAUUGUUAAUAAACACAUCAAUAAACACAAGAAAAAACUUGUAAAACUCACUGGGUUGCUUUCUUUGUCGAAUUGACCGAGUCCAUGGCGAUUAACGAGUCAAACUGUUUAGAGAAGGUAAACAAAUUUAACUUAAAUACCGUGUUCAAAUCGUUUAAGUCGCUUAGAAAUUCGACAAAAAUGGUCUAGUGAGAAUAAACUGUCAACAGUGCUAAAGAAUUUCGCUCAAAAUGUGUUUAAAUGGCAUUAUUUUGAUCAAGUUUACUCACGUUUUACACGCGACGGCAAAAUGGCCUUCUUCACGUCACAGACAAGGCCGCUACGGCGGGAAACUUCGCAAUGACGGUAGCCGGAAGUCUUUCUAGCAGUAAUUUCACUUCCGCUCGCCGUUACAGACGUCUGCCGUCGUCGGAUCUUAAGCAGGCUAUUAACUGAGAUUUACCGACAACCGGCAUAUAUCGAAAAUGUUAACCAACUACCGACAAAGUAACUGACAACCGAGGGGUGGACCCCCCCCCCCCAUUCAUACCUUCUUAAAAACAUGUCAACAACGGACAGAGGUUUCUGACAGAUCCCCUCGACCGGGGCUGACAAUUAAGAUGACAAAUGCCCGACAAAUGCCCGGGGGGGAAUGGACACGCUUGGAAUUGAUUGAGCCAUUAACUUAAAAUGCCAUAAGAAAUAGCGAAACUGAAAGAAAAGAUACCUUGGAUGGCACAUUACGCGAUGCUAUGGAGGCCCGCUCAUGAUUCUUUAUCAUCGAUUGUAACAUUCUACAAUUUUAUACAGACUGAGAUGCCAGAAUAAUUCAGUCUUGACUAACCUAAUCGUGCUCUUCGGUUAAAGAACCACGAAAAUGGAGAAUCAGAGACUAUAAUUAGAAACUGAUGUUAUGAAAGUUCGAACUUCAAAAUAAUAUAGUUAUAUUACAUUUACAAAAAUAAUGUAGUUAUAUUACAUUUACACUAAAGUCAAACCUUUUUAAUACGGAUACUAAAGGGCCAGAACCAAGUGUCCGCUUUACAGAGGUGUCCGUAUUAUGGAGAUAGGGAAUGUAUGAUUUUGGCUUUUCGGGAACCAAACGAACUCUCCGUAUUAUAGAGGUGUCCGUAAGGAGAGGUUAGACUGUAUCUGCUUAAUCUGCAGCCAUCCGUAGCUAAAGGAAGUUAUCGACAGAUGACGUAAAUAUCCUUAGACCGAUUAAAGUUUGGCAAAAUAUAUUUUUUUUAUCUUUUAAAAACUGGAUAAAAAGUAUGAUCAUCUGAAGAGAGCUGUGAAGCAUUUUAUGGCUUACGGAGUCAAGUGGUUCAUCACUACUCUUACUAGGCACCAUGUCUACUGUUAUGAUGCAGUUCGAUAUGCAAAAGCUCUAACCAGCUGCUACGAAUUCGGAAACCAAGAAGCAUAGUGUUAAGAACCUUUUGAAUAGUAGAUUCACUUUUCGAUUGUGGCAAAUUCUCGUUAUUCUGUUCGUAAUGACAAUCAUUAUUACUGUCACUCGUAUUCUGGCCGCAAGGUUUGGUCCAGGGAGCCCAUGCUACAAAAUUUCUGGCAAAGAACAUGAAAGAAACCAGUGGUGUAUUCCCAGCAACUAAGGAGGAUAGAGGUAACCUAACUUUCCUCCCACUUCAACACUUAGCGUUUAGUGCUCCAAUGCUGCGCUCUUCUAGAUUAUUGAAUUUAAGUAAGGGUUGCAUUGUGCAAGCCAUUUCAUUCCUAAAACUACGAGCGAAUUAAAUUAAUUCAUCCAGUGUUCAAUGAAAUGCCUUAGCAAGAUAUAUAACCUUAAAAGAAAACCUCCUAAGGUCAGGAUUUAGUAACAAAAUGUCGUCUUAUGUUGACUUCUUUAUUUUGGUUGUAACGUUAUUCAAAAAUCCAGCUCUGAUAUAUAUUUUUCCCACCCUUGCGGCUAACAGAAAUCUGAUAAAAAAGGAUAUAUUUUAAAAGCUAACGGCUUUCAUUUUUCAGCUUUAAAGCCCUACGACUAAAUUUGUUGUAGUUCUACAGCGAACAGUUCACUCUAUUACUCUGAAAACCUCCUGUUGUUUUGGGGUUUCUUGAGUGGAACAUUGGCUUCCUGUGCAAAAGCCAACUGUGUUUAAUAUUUAUCCUUUUGAAAAAAAAGAAACACCUUGUUUUUAUCAGCGAAAACUAGGUAGUAGUUACUCUUUCUUCUUUCACUUUUCCAUAAAAGUAAAAAACACAUUUUGCGCAUUUUUUUGUUUAACCGUAUAAUUUUAACUAAAGUGGGUGCCCUGUGUUAAAAGCUCAAAAUGUUUAACGCCUAAUUUUGACAUGUUCCGCCGAACGGAUUUUGGCGGAUUUUUAGUAUGUUGCCAGAUAGGCCACCCCCUACUUAAAUGGCGUUGAAAGCAAUUCUGUUGCGAUCAGUUUGAUGUUGAGUCUCGAAAAUGCCUAGAUUGACUGGACUAAAGCCCUCGGCUCUUUCGGCUUUCUCCCUCUUCGAGGAGCAGGCACAGGCUUUGUUGUCGUACUGCCACUUCCACUCAUUUUUAAUCCCUCACUAUACAUACUACUUUUCACUAUAUACACUACAUUCCACAGAGAAGCAACGCUAAAAACUGCUUUAGAAUUACUGGAUUACAGCGUCAAGAUUCGAAGCCAAAUGCAGAAAAUAACACGCGCUUUUCUCCCUCGAAAUCAAUCACCGAGUGUAUCAAAUUCACAAAGAGGGCGGAGUUGUGAACAGAUUUUUGACAGCUCGACGACAUUUUUGAACCCCCUGGUCGGAGCGAACUCAUUGUAUGGAAAAAGGACAGUCGGUUUUUUUCUCUCUCGCCAAACGCGCCCUACGAGCGUGUAAAGCUCGCGCGAGUAAGACUCUUACGCCACGCUUUACCAAUUUCUUUACUGAUUUUAAGAAAAAAAACCCGACUAUUUUGCAGUCUACAGGAAGCAAGAAAUAAAUAAAUAAAGCCCGCACUUAUUAAAUAAGCAACGGGCUAUGAAGCCCUUCAACACAAAUAUUUUGGAAACGAUGCGCCUCUCCUCAUAGUAAAUAUGGCAGCCGAGCCAUUCUUGGUUGCAUUUCUAGUCAAUUUAGAAGACCUGAAUUCCAAUAUUACUUGGAGCGCAUGCUCCCUUACUACGCUUGCAUUUACGCUUAGGUGUUAAUUAAGGUUACGCCUCACAGCUCUUAACUAACUCGCGGUCAGCCUGUGUAAUUGAACUUUCUAGGAUCGUAUCAUGCCUUUGAGGUGAUCGUUGACCCCAGGAAAAAAAAAGGCGGCUCAGUUUUUAAUAUGAGAAUUUAUUUCUUUUGUUUAACUUAGAAAUAAUAGGCAACUUUGAAACAAUAUGCAACUUUGAUGUUUCAAUGUGCGGUUUCGUGCAAGGCAUUGAUGACACGUUUGACUGGACUCGACACCAGGGAAGCACAUCUUCUACCGAUACCGGACCUUCCUUUGAUCACACCACUGGAAACUUGACCGGUGAGCUCUAAACUAAUUCAUCAGUACAUCUAGCCAGUCCUACUAUUGGCAACGAGAACUGUAAUAACGUAUAGCAAAUUUAACAGUCAGUUGGUCGGCAUUUCUACUUCAUUUUUAGCAUGAAAAUAUCGCUAGUUUUAGUCUUGCAAAUUUAAUUACAUGUCACUCUUUUCUACCCCUUUUUUGUUGUUGUUGUUUUCUUAGAUUAAACUGCUCGUUUUAGUUUCUUUUUUUGUUUCUUGUACGUUGCACAGGUGUAUUAAAUGUAGGCGAGAGUAUCUAAUUUCGACUGCCGCUUCGGACCGGUGCAACUCCAAGGUUGCAGUUACUCUUUACAUUCUGGGCUUUGCUGUCAUUUGCCCUCUUAUUCUACCAUGAAUAAGCGUCUUCCUUCAAAGAAAAAAAUAAAACGAAUAAAAGGAAACUUGGGAGUUACUAAUAGGUACUUCAGAUGAUCAUUCAACGUCAUUUAUGCUGAACCAACGUUGUUAGAAUACUGUUUUAAGUCAACUGGAUACAGUCAAUGCAACUCCCUUUAUUGCGGACACUGUAGGGACCUCGAGUAAGUGUCCUUAUUAGCGAGAGUCCGUAAUAGCGGGAGUUUAUUUCAGUCAAACAUCUCUAAUUUGUUUUUUCCUGGGAUUUAGCUGCUGUCCUUUUUAUCGCGGUGUCAGUUAUAGCGGGGUGUCCGCAAGGCGAGAGUUGACUGUACUUUUUCAGUGCCUUUUGGUCAAUUUUUUUUCUUGUUGCCUUCCUUACAUCUUUUCCUCUUUGUAGGUUAUUACAUGUGCAUUUUUUAGAAAUAUUUAGUCCACAAGAGAGAGCUGGAUGAUAUGACAAAACUGGACCGUCCUCUACCGAAAAAGACUAAGUUGCUACUCUCUAACCAUCUUCAUCCCUAUAAGGUUAUUACAUGUAUAUAGAAGCAUCCAGUCCAAGACAACCAGGUGAUAACGCAAAAUUGUACAGUCCUCCACUGGAAUUCUUUGGGAAUAUGUGCCUUCAGUUCUAUUACCAUAUGUAUGGUGCAACUACUGGAAACCUGAGUGUCACCGUAAGUGGGAACUUAGUGUUCUCUGCACGUGGUGAUAAAAGAGGCAUUUGGCGUAAAGCCAGCGUAAAUGUAUCAGCUAUCGAGGGAUUGCAUAGGGUAAGCCAUGCGUUAUUUUUUUCUAACAACAACAAUAACAACAACCGAAUCUUUAUUUUUAUCAACUCAUUGCUUAACAAUAAAUUAGGAUAAUGAAAAUAUUGAAAGUAAAAUUAGAAUUUAAACUUUAAUGACCCCAUCAAUGGUGAUAAAACGCUGUUUCUGAGAGCGGUAACUGGGGAAGCCAACCAGGUUGGAAGCCAUAAGCCACCAAUUGCUCACUUUUUUUGUUAAUUUAAUUGCCAUUAAAGUACAGCAGCGGGUCAUGGAAUUUUUCAGUAAAGGGUUCCGAACUUUUGCUCACCGUUGAAAGUAUGUUACAACUGAUAGUUUUCACCGAUGCUGGCCAUUAUUCGCUGUUAUUUAGUUAAAUUUAUAUUAACUACGUAGAUUCCUAUCUGCGAUCCUUAAGUGGUAGUAAUUUUAGUUUUACUGAAAGCACCCUCAAUAACAAGACUUUUCUGGUCUGAAGGGUGCGCAGGUCCACCAUCCAGAAGACGUCUUUCGGUUCUCGGGUCUAUGUUCUCCGAAUCCUACUUUAGCCAUAAGUUUCUGUACUUCGGUCUGUAAUGAAAAGCUAAAAAAGUCGACAAGACUGAAUCCGUUAUAAUGCUUCAUCUUUACCAUUAAUUAUAAAUUAAGCACACAUGAAAUAUAAGUGAUGUACCAUUUGGUAACAUCAUUUAGUCAUAGCAAGAUUAUUCUUUCUUACUCAUAGUGGUGCAAGUAAGUCCGUAAAUGUAGUGCAAAAAUAUGAUGCGCUUGGUGUUUCCAAGAGGAUCUGUUUUGCUAUUAGCCGACAUUUCCCUAUUUCUAUUGUUAAGUUUCUAGUUUUUUGACAAAUUCGAAGAUAAUUUUUCAUUAAUUUCAAGACAUUAAUAACAACAGCGACUCUUCCGGACUGAUUGCACCUUUGACAGGUAACAUUUGAAGGCGUAGUGGGAAGCAGUUACACUGGUGACAUAGCAAUUGACGACUUCUCCUUGACAGCAGGGUCAUGUCCUUAUGGUAAGUUUUUUGACUAA